AGUUCAGUUCAGUCCAUUUUGUAGAAGUGCAGUGUUGUGAAUAACAAAAGCCAAAAUGCCGAUUGAUUUCUACUACGUCCCUGGAUCGGCCCCAUGCAGGUCCGUACUUCUUGUGGCUAAAGCCCUUGGAGUCGAACUCAACCUCAAACAUACAGAUUUGAUGAAGGGGGAACAUCUUACACCAGAAUUUAUCAAACUUAACCCACAACACACUGUCCCAACCAUCGACGACAACGGUUUUUGCUUAUGGGAAAGCAGAGCCAUAUUGACUUACUUGGCUUCCCAAUAUGGAAAAGACGAUUCCCUUUACCCAAAAGACCCCAAGAAACGCGCCCUUGUCGACCAAAGAUUGUACUUCGACAUCGGAACUCUAUACCAAAGAUUUGCUGACUAUUAUUACCCGGUCUACUUUGGAGGAGCCGCCUUUGACGCAGCAAAACUCGAGAAAAUCAACGACGCCUUCAAGUUCUUGGACACGUUCCUGGAAAAGUCUGAGUUUGCCGCCGGCGACAAGUUGACUGUCGCCGAUUUGGCCCUGCUCGCCACCGUCACCACCUUCGAGGUCGUGAACUACGACCUGACCCCCUACAAGAACGUCGGCAGGUGGUUGGCCAAGGCCAAAUCCGUUGCCCCUGGCUACGAGGAAGCCAACGGCAAGAACGUGCUGAUCUUCAAGCAGAUGGUCGACCAUUUGACCAAAAAAUGAAUGUCCAAGUUAUAAGUUUGGGUACCUUUUAAUGUUAAUGUUGAGCGUUUUUUUGAAGUAUUACUAUGUAUUUAAGAGCACGAGGUUUUUUAAAUAGAUUUAUUUUUCACUA
Brassicogethes aeneus is the source of this 818-nucleotide messenger RNA. NCBI's taxonomy places the organism in Eukaryota, Metazoa, Arthropoda, Insecta, Coleoptera, Nitidulidae. The record is from the annotation of a GenBank genome assembly.